Drosophila miranda is the source of this 495-nucleotide messenger RNA. RefSeq lists its product as uncharacterized. The transcript has a single exon. Lineage: Eukaryota; Metazoa; Arthropoda; Insecta; Diptera; Drosophilidae. The record is from RefSeq and is a predicted model, not a curated record. The coding region runs from base 48 to 470 and encodes 140 amino acids.
AUAUUUCACAUUCAACACACGGCAAAACCAGAAGUAGGAACUACACCAUGAAUACCCCAGUGCUGUGUGCGAUGAUGGUCCUAAUUUUACUGGAAGGAUCUGCAGGCCAUGGGCACAAGGAAGGCCGUUCGCUGGCGCAACCUCGAACAGACGGAGCAGCGGCCUGCGGUGAGAAUGAGAUCUACAGCUGUAGGGUCUGCUUUGAGCCGUCCUGCUAUCAAAUGCUCUACGACGACGAGCCCUGCCACGAGGGCUGUGUGAUGGCCUGCAACUGCAAGCUGGGCUUCAUACGCAAGAAGCUGGCAUGCGUGGUCAAGGACGCCUGCUGUGUGGGCAAUAUUUGUAAGACUAGGAAGGAGAUCGUCGUACGCGAGGCUUAUAUAAAUGGUGUCGAUCCCGACCGGAAGCUCUGGGCUGAGCCGCGAGAUAUAGUCGUUGAAGUUGCAAUCGAACAGGGUCUAGUGGCAUAAAUAGAAAUCGAUAUUUCCUUCCUGA